Molecule: messenger RNA, 1617 nt
Organism: Enterobius vermicularis (human pinworm)
Lineage: Eukaryota; Metazoa; Nematoda; Chromadorea; Rhabditida; Oxyuridae
Source: the annotation of a GenBank genome assembly
AUGGAGCUGUCGUCAAGUUUCAGGAAAAGCUUAUACAUGGCUUCAGCUGAGGAUGCACCGAGGUUGGGACUGGAUGAUGGUUGUAAAGCAGCUGGUCGUCUUGCAAUGUUUCGUAGCCGGACUGGUCGUUUGUCACAUAUUGUUGUAGUAGAAGUUAACCAGAAAAAUUUUAAAACACUUUGGCCGUAUCUGCUGAUCUCGUUGAAAGAGGCUUCUUUCGUGGCCAUUGAUCUUGAACUUAGCGGCUUAGGAAUUUGUCAAGGAUGGAAUUCUUUAAAUAUUGAAGAGAGAUACGGCGCAAUCAGAGAAGGUGCCAGAACGCGGUCAAUUCUGUCGCUGGGUAUUAGCACUUUUAAAUUAUUGAAAAGAAAAGAAACUCGGCAAAAAAAGCGGAUAAGGUAUAAAUGCCAAGUGUUUAAUAUUCUAACGUUCUGUAUGGACCCAUUUAUUGUGGAACCAUCUAGUUUGCAAUUUUUAGUACGUAACAAAUUUGAUUUGAAUCGUCUAGUAGAACUUGGAGUCCCAUAUUACUUUUCUUCAUCUGAUAAGGUAAAAAGCACAGUUAUUGAUGGGUUAGAAAACGUGAAACCAUUUUCGCUGAAUUUAGACGGAUUUCAAAACGACAUGCCUUACAGAUUGCGUGUCGACAUUGCGACAAAUUUUCAGGAAAAUUCACUUAAGAUUUUGUGGAAACAGAUCUUAGAGCGAAAUAUUCCACUGAUGCUCCAUAAUGGUCUCGUCGAUUUAAUCUUUUUAUACCAGCAGUUCUAUGCUGAUUUGCCGGAAAAGUUGGCCGAAUUUGUGACGAAUAUCUCAGAUUGGUUUCCAGACGCAUCAGCCUGUAUUUACGACUCUAAAUAUUUUUCUGAAUACUGCGUUAGGAUGAAUGCUUCGUUUUUAGAAUAUGUUUUUCGAAAAUGCCAAAGGGAGAAUGCAGUUGAAGCUUCAUUUUCACGCCUUUACGUAAGCAUUGAAUUUGACAGUUCUAUGCUUAGUGUCUCAUCACUUUCGGACGCUAUUGAUAUCGUCAGCUGCCAACUACCAGAAGGGUUUUACCUGGCAGACGUGAAAGUAAAUGUCCCGAAUGAAGAGGAGAGGAGGUGUAUAUGCCCGAAAUAUGCGGUUUAUGGAUUCUGCAACUCUAAAUCCAGCUGCUCUCUUCUGCACAAUAUCGAUGCAGUACUGGACGUUGAAGAGCUCAGACAAGCUAAAUUACGCAGUAGGCGCAAAAGACGGUACGACUUUUCAACGAAAAGCAUCGCAGUAAACAAUGAUGAAGUACAGUAUUUAAAGGGAGAGCAAACUAAGGUGGCAGGACUUGAGAACCCAGAAACGAAAAAGAACUCGACAAGGUGCCACAAGGCUGGAGUAGACUCGUUUAUGACUGGCUUUUCAAUGGCUUACAUGUCUCGAAUGAAGUUGCUUCGCUCCGGGACUUUUGAGUUCGACUGCAGUAACCGUUUACCAUUACCAGGCAAAAUGAUCCCGCUGGUGAUCCGGAAGUAUGAACACACUGCAAGAACACAUGACCACUUAGAAAUAUGGGACUCUAUAAAAAGUGAACGUAGAAAGCGACUAGGAUCCCUUGGUGCCGUGGACCAGCUGCAGUCAGAGUAA